UCCCCAAUCCUCCGUCCACCAUCCGCCGCCCCCUUCCUUCCGCCAAUACAACAGAGAGAUCGCACCACCGGGGAGAGAGAGAGAGAGAGACAUGAGGAGCGGCGGCGACGUCAAGUCCUUCUUCCGGCAGCAGAAGGCCCACUCCGGCGCGGCGGCCACCAAGCCCACCGGCGGCGUCUCCAAGAAGGCGGCGCACCACCACCAGAAGCAAGCGGCGGCGCGCCCGACGCCAGAUCACGGCGGCGGCGCCGACGCGGGGAGGGAGGACGCGGAGGACGCGGAGAGGAAGGCCAGGGAGUUCGACAUGGACAUGCGCUACGGGCCCUGCCUCGGCCUCACCCGCGCCCAGCGCUGGCAGCGCGCCGCCGCGCUGGGCCUCGCCCCGCCGCCGCACGCGCUCUGCUCCGACGACCAGCCGUGCAUCUGGGAGGGCCGCGUCUAGACUAGAGCAUCACCCCCAGGGCCCCGUCGAAUCACCGAUCCGCCACUCCUCGUGGUUCUGUCUACUGCUUCUUCUGUAUCAUUGUGGCCUCUUCAGUCUUCGUGUUGUCUUCAGUCUUCGUCUGUACGUUUGGGUGCGUGCUAUGCCUUGUGAUCCGAUGAGAUGCUGUAUUAAUCCCAGUUUAACCUUCGGUGCAUCUGGUGUGUUGUGCCAAUCUAUAUCCCACUACGAUUGAUUGUUUUGAGCAUUAUUAGUUGGGAAUACAUGCGGCAUGUAUAUCUGAUGAUAUUUCUGUCAACUUGUUGGAUGAACUUUCUUUGGAA
Messenger RNA from Triticum aestivum (bread wheat), 765 nucleotides. RefSeq lists its product as uncharacterized. Lineage: Eukaryota; Viridiplantae; Streptophyta; Magnoliopsida; Poales; Poaceae. The coding region runs from base 92 to 442 and encodes 116 amino acids. Gene Ontology annotation, cellular component: delta DNA polymerase complex. The record is from RefSeq and is a predicted model, not a curated record. Gene Ontology annotation, molecular function: DNA-directed DNA polymerase activity. The transcript is spliced from 2 exons. Gene Ontology annotation, biological process: DNA synthesis involved in DNA repair; DNA-templated DNA replication.